AAAAAAAAAAUUAUAAAGAAUUAUACGCGGUACAUACUAGAAAUCAAACAGGAAUACACAGAAUUUAAUAUAUAUCAUUACUAAAUCCUUCAUCUUUAGAAUAUAAAUGGGAAUUAGAAGAAAACCAUAUAAAACAUAUAAAUCUACACCAAGGGAUUUACCAAAAGUAAUUAUGAUUUCUAUUCAAUAUUAACCAACCAAUAUAUACGAUUCUACUAAUAUGUAUGCUUAUGCCACAACAUUUCAUGCGACAAAGAAAAAGUAAGACACAAUAAUAAAAAAAAAAGUACAACUUAAAAUGAGAAAAAAUGUAAAAGUAAAAUAAAAGCAUCCAAUGAAGAUUCAUCAAAGAAUACGCAAUAUAAUAAACAAGGUAAGUAAUAUAAUUCUUAUAUAUUUGAAACAAAAAAAUAUUCAUGUUAAAAAAAAUAUUCAAAUAAUUUAAUUAUCUAGGUUUUCUCAAGGAAUAUAUGGCAAUUAGUAACAAGACUUACAAAAAAAUAAUACUUAAAAAAUACGGAUUAAGAAUUAUUUUACCUGUAUUAUUGUUCUUGUUUUUAUUAAUAAUAUCCACAAUACAGUUAACAUCACAUUUCAUAUAUAAGAAAAUGUGAUGGUUGAAUUUUGAUUGGUCUAAUACUCAAAUAGAAGAAUUAGAUAAGGAAAUAUUGUCAAUCACAUUAGAAAAUUUAAAAGAUAGUUUCCCAUGGAUAUGAAGGUCUUAGAUGCAGAUCCCACUAACGCCCAAAUUUCUGUUCUAGGACAAUCAAUUGGCCAACUAAUAUAUUUCUUUUCUUUCAUUAUAUUAGGUAUCACACUUAUAUUAAAGGUUUUUUACGAUCAUAUGUUAAAAUAUAAAAAAAUUAAGUUCAGUAAAAGAUAAUAUACAUAGUAAGGAAUAUAUAUAUUCCUAAAGAAUUUCCAAGUAUAUAGUAAUAGAUAUAAUAUUUUUAUUCUUAAUAAACAUAAUCAUAAUUUCUUAAAUUCUCUAUAUAUCCCAAUAUAUAUAUGACAUUUUUGACAGACAAAAAUGAAACAAUAUGUUCUUAGUUUUUUCGCGAAUUUGAACCUUUUAAUGUUC
Messenger RNA from Plasmodium malariae, 1081 nucleotides. Lineage: Eukaryota; Apicomplexa; Aconoidasida; Haemosporida; Plasmodiidae. The record is from the annotation of a RefSeq genome assembly.